Molecule: messenger RNA, 1077 nt
Organism: Adineta ricciae
Lineage: Eukaryota; Metazoa; Rotifera; Eurotatoria; Adinetida; Adinetidae
Source: the annotation of a GenBank genome assembly
AUGCAGACAAUCUUUAUCGAAGAAAAACUUCGCCAUGAACAAAUUGUUAGUCUCUGUGAAAUGAUUGAUACGAGUGUUUGUACAUCUUUGGAAUUCCGACGAUGUUCAAUCCUCGAAACUGAUUUCGAUCAAUUAAUGAAAAGUUUAUCACAGAAAAAUCGAACGAUCGUUUCACUGAUUUUCAACAUUCAAAUGAUCAAUGAACAAAGUCGAUUUCAGAAAUUUAUUCAAAUGCUACGCAACUGUUCGAACUUAAUCAAUCUACGAAUACAUGGAAACGAUAUCACCGAUGAGAUGUUUUCUCAACUCUAUAGAAUUCUAUAUGAAUAUUGUCCAAAAUUAACAUUAUUGGAUAUCGGAGAUAACAAACUGACGAAUAAAUCGAUUGUUAAUAUAUGCUCAUUAAUAGUUCCGAAUGAAAAACGAUCAGGUCUGGAAGAAUUAAUACUAAGCGCGAGUCAAUCGAUCACAAAUGCUGGCUGGACAGAACUGUUCUUUUCCAUUUCUUACAAUUCAAGGAUCCGUCGAUUAGCUCUUGAUUACAACGUCAUUGAUGAUACGAUUGCAACCAUGCUUAGUAUGAUUGUUGCAUCAAAUCAAACCUUGACACAUUUGGAUUUAGAAAGUUGUCAAUUGAGUGAAUAUGCUGGUAAAUUAUUCCUUAGUUUACUCACGAAAUAUCCCGUCAGAUUGGAGGAAUUAUGUUUGGAGAAAAAUGCCUCGUUAUCUGACUCAACACGGACUUUAAUUAAUGAAUGUCUAAGUCUAAAAUCUCGACGAAAUUCGCUUGAAAACGAACCAUCGCACCGUCGUUCGUCAAGUCCGGACGAAAUAAUACGCGAGAAGCCUCAGCCAGUUAAACUAAAGAAGAAGAAAAGUAGUUUGAAAGAACCUUCGAAAGUUCUCGUUAAAGAAGAAAUCAAAUCCGUGGGCUUCAACAAUACAAAAAGAGCCGACAAACCUUCUGAGAGUAAAAAACGGCAAGAAAAUGAAGAGGAAGAUAUUGAAGAACUUUUACCUAUUGAAACCCAACCCUUUGGAACUGUUGGACAUCAGCUUUACUGGAAUCGAGUCUAG